CGCAGCUCCUCCUCCUCCGCCGCCGCCGCCACGCUCCGUAGCAGGCCGCCGCCAACGCCUUCCCGUGGGGCGGCGCGUGUGCCUGAGGCCUGUGCUCGGGCGGGAGCGACGACGACGGCGACUGGGCCUCCGUCUCCCAUGGCCGGGACGCGCUGGGUGCUGGGCGCGCUGCUCCGGGGUUGUGGCUGCAGCUGCAGCAGUUGCCGCCAGACCGGCGCGGCCUGCCUCCCUCUGCGCCCCGCCGCCGCCGCCGCCGCCUCCUUCACCGCCGCUACCGACGCCCUCGGCCCCUCAGGCGGCCGCCGCCACCGCCUCCUGGCUUUCCUCGGGGCAGCCACGCAGAGCCGCGGCUUCGCCAGCUCCGCCGGGCCCGUGCCUGGCUUCGGCGCCCUGCGGGGCUCGCUGCUUGCGCCGGGCCUCGCGGGGAGAUGCUACAGCCGGGAGCCCACUACCCCAUUUUCGGACGACUAUCCUCCCCUCUCUGAGUAUGAGGCGCCUCCAUCCAAGCCAAGCGAAGAGGACGAUGUGUAUCUCAUUCGAGCCCAGGGUCUGCCUUAUUCCUGUACUGAGGAAGAUGUUCUCAACUUUUUUGCAGGCAGCAAGAUUCGAAACGGUGUGCAUGGCAUACACUUCCUCUUAAAUCGUGAUGGGAAGCGCAGGGGAGAUGCUCUGGUUGAAUUGGAGUCAGAACAAGAUGUGCAGAAGGCUUUGGAGAAGCAUCGAAGGUAUCUUGGCCAGCGCUACGUGGAAGUUUUUGAAAUUCACAACGAGGAUGUCGAAGCCAUCAUGAAGAGCUUGCAGUCCAGUUCGGCUUCCGUGACCAACGAUGGGGUCGUACGACUGAGAGGCCUCCCGUAUAGCUGCAUUGAAGCAGACAUUUCGGAGUUCUUCUCAGGCUUGACUAUUGUGGACAUAACAUUUGUCAUGGACCAGAGAGGAAGGAGAAAAACAGGAGAGGCUUUUGUCCAGUUUGCUACACCUGAAAUGGCUAAUCAGGCUUUGCUGAAGCAUAAGGAAGAGAUUGGGAACCGGUAUAUAGAAAUAUUCCCAAGCCAGAGGAGCGAGGUCCGUACACACAAUGGUUUUUACCGGGGUAGGAAAAUGAUGGGUUAUUCGGGUAUGAAGCAAGACCCCGAAUCAGUUUUUGAGGAGAGUGAAUUGUGUGAGGCCCUGAGACCUGCCACAGCUUUUGAAAGCGACACAGAAAAUGAUGUUUUUAAGCAAGCAUUUGAAAAGCCUCGGGAGGUGUCAGAAUCUGGGAACUUCUCCUCGGUUCACUUUGUUCACAUGAGGGGUCUACCUUUCCAUGCAACCGCCCAAGAUAUUAUAAAUUUUUUUGCUCCCCUGAAGCCUGUGAGGGUCACGAUGGAAUACAAUUCAACUGGGAAACCAACUGGAGAAGCUGAUGUGCACUUUGAGACACACGAAGAUGCAGUCGCUGCCAUGGCCAAGAACAGGUCACACGUGCAGCAUAGAUACAUCGAACUAUUCCUGAAUUCUUCAUCAAGCAGGAACAAUGGUUGCCAGUGACAAUAGCAUAAUUCCCAAAGUUUAGGAUAAAUAUGCAUUUCAUUUGCACACUUUCCUAGCGCUGGAUUGCAGGAGUUCCUGUAACUAGCAAGGAUAGAAUCUAAAGGACACUUUGUUUUCUGAAUUGCCUUUCAACGAAGAAAAAAAACCAGCAGCUGUACCUGAAACCCUAUGAAUAGUUUGUGCAUAAUCUUGUCGUACAUAAAAAAAACCAAAAUUAUUUGUUGGUCUGUCUAUCAGUCAGCUUCUAUAGAAUGGACCCUAGUAGCAGAGGGGGGCCAAGCUUUGAUCCACAGCUGCAACAUACACCUGUUCCUAAAUGUGGCUGGUGCUGAUGUAAAGCUGCCAAUAACUUCACUAAGCAGAUGGAAACACUGGAGUUUCAGAGGCCAAACUGGGAAUGAACACACAACAGAUCAAAGGGGGGGGGAUGCCUUCUUCCCGUGCCCUGCUUCUGGUUAGCUUUGUGAGGAAGUAAUUGGCACAGUUGUAUCUGUACCAGCCCAUUCCACGGAACAGUGUCCUUGCGGGGAGGGGCUGAGAGCCUGCACAAAGGAGCAGGAAAGUUUUUGUGUAACUGAGUGCAUGUGGGGUUUUGGUCUGGUUUAAAAUUGGGCGUGUGUGUGCAUAUUGCGUUCUGGCUGGAAAUAAAAGUACUUCAGAAAAGCUGCUGAUUCUCCAAAAGGCCUUUUUUUGUGGGAUCCCCUUGUGACACACGUAAAUGUUCACGUAGCUCAGGUUUUAGUCCGGACUGACUUUUGUGGUUAAAGACACAUUUCCUUUCACCUUUUUCAAAGUAAGGUCAGUUUUAUUGUUCGGGUGAUCAUUUCCUCUUUAGAAAACAGAACUCUUCCUGCCCAGUUCAGGUGACAAAUGUUUGAAUCUGCCAUUACCUUUAGUAGUUCUGAUGUAUCGACAAAUGCCUGCAUUGUAUGUGUAUGUAUACAUAUGACGGCCACCAUGUGGAAUUCUCAGAUUAUCAGGGGCUGACCUACUUGUGACGUCUCCGAAUACCCCUACCAGGUAAAUGAGAGGUUAGUCAGACCUGUGAUGACGUUUGCCAUGUGAUCUUCGUCUUCCCCCCCCCCCUUCCUUUUUAUUUUUCUCUGCAAAGCCGUAUAUAUUUUACAGAAUCUUUACUAAGCGAUCUGAUUUCACGUGGCGUGUGACUGUCUUUUCUUCCACAUAGCCUGUGUGUGUAGUAGAGGCCAGUAUAUGCCCUGGAUGAAGUUGUGACCAGCACUCGAGGUCUCCAAUUGCUGCUGGCAGAUACUGCUUAUAGAUAUAACCGUUGCAUUCACCUGUCUGAUCAUUAAUGUAUAAAUAUAAUAAAUGAAAGCCUUUUUUCCUUCCUUA
Molecule: messenger RNA, 2886 nt
Organism: Sphaerodactylus townsendi
Lineage: Eukaryota; Metazoa; Chordata; Lepidosauria; Squamata; Sphaerodactylidae
Gene: GRSF1
Product: G-rich RNA sequence binding factor 1
Exons: 10
Coding region: 139-1530 (463 amino acids)
Biological process (GO): regulation of RNA splicing
Cellular component (GO): ribonucleoprotein complex; nucleoplasm
Molecular function (GO): RNA binding
Source: RefSeq, a predicted model, not a curated record